UUCGUCAGCACGGGAGAGGACACUCUCGUUUCGGGAUCCGUUGAGGUUGCACACGUUUUCACGAGAGGAGCGCCGCCCGUUUACUGCGACGCGCUCCAUUCUGCGCCGCUCCUAUCAGAUAAUCGUGUAUCAUCGCAAUACCGUGCUAGUGAUCACCUUGAAUAAUCUCUAUCAAGCGUCCGUUUAUUGUAAAACCAUCGUAUGCGGCAGCCGAUGCCGUGCGGCAGUGUGUUGUGCAGUGUGUGACAGUACGUCGCAAGAGGAUACAGUGUUGCCGGAUCGUGGGCGCGAAUGCACAGCAAAAGCGGUACGCUCCUAUUACCAAACUCCGUGAACAAGAUCGUGCGUGUGAGUGCUCGUAGUGAUACAGGACGAUCAAUACGUUUUCGAUUGCAACGGAAUAUCGUGAACGGCGCAGCGGCACCGUGAAUUCUGGAAUUUAUCGGUAGUACGCCAGUGACAUUUGGUGCGAUGCUAUCGACGGAAUAAACCUGGCAACAUCGCAUCGACUGCUCUCGCGCACAAAUACACGCAUACACGUACCUAGAAGGGAACUUGGGGUGGCUGGCUAGCAGGCAGGCGGCAGCCAGGCAGGCAAGGCAGGCAGGCAGCAGGCAGGCAGCUUUCUUGUUCCGAGGACGGCGCUCCUGGUCGCGCCGUCUCUCUUUUCUACCUCCAUUGCGCUUGCUCUUCUCUCCCUUUUCUCCCUGCCCUUCUCGUCCUCGGUCACUCAAUCACACUCUCCUUCUUUUGCUUUCCCUCUCUCUCACACAUACACAGGCACACUCUUCUUCUCUUUCUUUCCCGUGCGCGGCGCACGUACCGUUGAGAGCUUCUGCCUCCCCCUUUAGUGCUCUUUCUCUACUGUUACCCCCUCCUCUCCUAACCUCGAGCGGGUCGGGCGAGUCCACUAAGCUUGCAAGGGGAGUUCGGCAGACCUCGGCUCUAGUCGGCCUCGAUCCGCAGAAUGUGCUAGACGCUGUGAGUCGAUCGCUCCAGUUUUGGAACAUUCUCAUAUACAGAGCCUGUCCGGUAAUUACAAGGCUUGGAAACGUCUUUUUACGACUCUUUCGCGGUUCCACAAGUUUCUGGUGGCUCUAUCGACGUUAGUUUUCACCGUCAGCUUGGGACGCACUCGACCAGCGUAUAUCCGUACGACGGCCAUGUUUGGUGUUUACGAGGUGAGGGGGAAUCGCUGACGUCACGAGCCCCGAUCUCGCACGAAGAGAGCAGCAGCAGCAGCAGCACCAGCACCAGCACCAGCAGAAGCAGAAAACGUGUUGCCGGCCAACACAGACACCGAACUCCGUUCACGACUCCGAAAAAGACGAAACGCAGUCUAGUGAGACCGUAUACCCGACGAUAAUCGUACACGGGAUUGCUGUGCGGUGAACACACGGGGAAAGAACUCGCGGCGCGCAAACUGUGCCGCCUGAAAUUCCCUUCCCGAUGGGACGUGCGUAUACGCCGACUUCGCUCGUGUUCGCCGGUCUUGCCGCGACUACUGGCCUUUCAAAAAACAUCGGUCGCAUUGCCGCCUCUCCGCUGAAAUAGCAGCCACUCUAAUCACCGUCGGUCGAGACCGAUCAGUGCGGAAAACAUCGAGCGAUGCCGAGUAUUCUCGUAUACGGAGCGACAACACGUGCCGCGUUUCGUUUCACAUGAUCGUCAUCGAAAAUGUUCCACACGUCGAAGAUGCGAUCGAAUUGAUCGCCCUUCGAAAACACGUGGUCAUCGUAUUUCACGUUGUGUAACACCGAUAGUGUUAUUCGAAAGCCGUUCAGUGAAAUCGGCGCUACACAGCCAACAGUGAAACAACGAUACGUCUCGAUUCGUUUACAAGUGUGUUUACGUGUGUCAUCACGAUUUUCAAAGUAUCAUCGUGCUCUAUCCCGGUGUCGGUACAUAUGUUGUUACAUUGCUCGGUGUGGUUUGCUAGUGACACACAUCAUCCUUCUCUCGGACAUAAUAACAGCUCUUACGUACGUCUGACGGGCAAGGAUUAAAAGGAUCAUGGAUCUAGGUGACAGAGUUUAUGCUGCGGAACGGAUUACGAAGAAGAGGGAAAAGCGGGGUAAGGUGGAAUAUUUCGUGAAAUGGAAAGGCUGGAGUAAAAAAUAUAACACGUGGGAACCAGAAGAGAACAUUUUAGACGUCAGGUUAAUUGAAUUAUACGAAGAAAGUCAAAAAGGUGGGGAUGUAUCCACGAGAAGACCCAGGCGGAGGGAUACCAGAUACAAUGAUCAAGUUCUUGCUAAUCUGGUCGUUGAAGAAGAACCAGGUGGAGACGAGAGGGUUGGAGAAGACAGUCAGGAUGAAUCCACUACCGGUAGUACAUCAGCUCCUCGGUUGAAUCCUGUUGCGCCUGACGAAGAUACACUUCCGAGUUCUCUUGAUGGACACGAAUCGCCCAUUGCUCCGGAAUUAUCUGCAUCCGCGUUCAGCGUCGAUUCAGAUAGUUCUAAUAGCAGUGUGGACGGUCCUCUGUUGCCGAGAAAAGAGCCAACGGGCACGAAGAGGAAGGCUGAAGUUCUUAGUAAAGAAUCUGGGAAAAUCGGUGUUACUAUAACCACAAGCAGUCCUAGUAGUGGCAGUGGAAGUCCACCGCCGAAUAAGAUUCCUCGAUUAUUACCUCUGAAGAGCAAUCCUACGUCCCCUUCUUUCCACAGUCACAAAAUUAAUGGUAGGAGGCUGUCGUCGUCCAGUGUAAAAUCGACGCCAGAGGAACCGUUGCCUGCGGUACCGACAACACCGGCACCAGCGGUACAGGAUAAAAAGCGACCUGAAGCAGACGUUCCUCACGGUCCUCCACCCUCGCUGCCGCGUGCACCACCGGCUCCCCUUUCGCCUCAGAUAGACACGCCUCUAGAGCAGCCUACCAAAAAGAGGCAUUUGUCGGAACAAAAACAAGAAAAGUCGAACGGAGCUGUGACGGUCGACGCGAAUGGUCAUAAAUCUCCAAGUCCCACAGAUUCUUACACGAAUAACAACAGGUUAGCGCCCGUCGUAAAUGGACACCAUAGUCAUAACAACAACAACAACCAUAAUAAUAACAAUAUUAACAACAACAAUAACAACAACAACAAUACAUCGAGUCUGAAGCAAACAGAGAUCACAAAGACAGACAUGUAUGUCCCCUUGUCCAGUCCUGGCACGGAUUACUGGCACGCGAGGAAUCCGGUUGCUGAUCAGGUGUUCAUUACGGACGUGACGGUGAAUCUGAAAACCGUUACCAUCAGGGAGUGUAAGACUGAAAAAGGAUUCUUCCGGGAGAGGGAUCCUAAAAGCGAUAUCUAUUAACGUUCUUUGAUUAGGGACGUAAUAAUAAUAAUAAUAAUAACAACAACAAUAAUAAUAAUGCUAAUAAUAUUAUUAAUAAUAAUAAUAAUAAUUUAAGUUAAGGAUUCGAACUAUUUGUACAUAUAAAUUAUUUUCGCACGUCGAGUGGCAAGUCGAGGAUAUAAUGACUAUACCAAGCGAAUUCAAGACUUUUCUAAGAUACAAACGGACUUCGUGAUCACACGAAGAGUCAAGGAUAUAUAUUAUUCGCAGAAAAGUUUCACUGCUCAGUUGGUUGCCGGAUAUCGUAUCGUUUCGAAUGAAAACACGAACUUUUUGAUUCGGCGAUACUAAUAACCGUGGAUUUUCUCUGAGACAGUGUAAAUCAACGAUACGGGGACAACGGGGACUACCGUCGUGAGACGAUGUCCAACGAAAACGAAUGAAUCAUGAUUCGCGUCGUGUGAUAUAUA
Molecule: messenger RNA, 3752 nt
Organism: Nomia melanderi (Alkali bee)
Lineage: Eukaryota; Metazoa; Arthropoda; Insecta; Hymenoptera; Halictidae
Product: polycomb group protein Pc
Biological process (GO): negative regulation of transcription by RNA polymerase II
Cellular component (GO): chromatin; PRC1 complex
Molecular function (GO): chromatin binding
Source: RefSeq, a predicted model, not a curated record